Molecule: messenger RNA, 981 nt
Organism: Paramecium primaurelia
Lineage: Eukaryota; Ciliophora; Oligohymenophorea; Peniculida; Parameciidae
Source: the annotation of a GenBank genome assembly
AUGUUCCAAAAUUCACAUACUAAUAAUUAAUUUUCAUUCAACUCUUCUAUUAAAUUAAUAAAAUUAAAAAAGUUAGAACCUCAAAUAAAAUAAAUGAAUCAAGUUGUUCCUUAAAAUACAUUAAGAGGAAGAAGCUUUAAAUGCUAUUUUUUUAAUCCAACUGGAGGAUAAUAAUGUAAAUUUAGAAGGAAAACUUGUACAUGCUCUGAGUGUGGAGAGACAAAUGCAUUUGUCGAAAAAUAAAAUGCUUUGUAACCCAUAACUUACAUAAGAGCACAUCAUAUAAAAAAAAGAAAGAGAAAGAUGUAUCGCAAUAAAGGAGGUGGCAGACAUCUAUCAGCUAUGAUAAUAAGAGUCCCUCUUUAAAAUUAGGAUAAUAAUAACUUUAAGAAGGAAAGAAAAGGAACAACCUUACUCUAAAACUAAUUUAUUCAAUAAAAACUAUAUAAAUGUAAAACACUAUAGACUAAAGAUGACAAUAAUAUUGGUUAUGAAUAUUUUUUUGCAAAUGAAUUGAAAAUUGCUAAUGAAACUCAAGAAUUUAUAACAAUAACGACAAUUGAUAAAACUCAAACAUAAAUCAAAUAGCAAAAUUUUGCUUUAAAUGGAAGUCAAAAAACAAUAGAUGAAUCUCAAAUUACAAUUACUAAAAACAUGAAUAUGAAUAUGAAUCAAAGUUAAAUCACAAACACUCAAUUCCCUAGAGCAAAAUGUAAAAUUAAAUAAAAACCUUCAGUACAUAGUCCUAGAGUCUAUGAAGACAUACUAUAAUCACACAAUCUUAAACCAAAUAGAACUGUUGAUAAAUAUAUAUCUCAAAGCGCUCAUUGUUCUCCAGCAAAAAUUAAAUUUCCACUAAUUAGUUAAAAAUAAAUAAUCUAAACUAAAAGAAAGAAAUCAAAUCAUAUUUAUUUGAAAGGCUCUCCUUUGAAAUUAUUAUUUGAAUUAAAAUCUUAAGUUUUAUUAUUAAAAAAAAAAUGA